This is a messenger RNA of Penicillium soppii, 1755 nucleotides long. RefSeq names its product glycosyltransferase family 2 protein. Bases 1 to 1755 code for a protein of 584 amino acids. The record is from RefSeq and is a predicted model, not a curated record. Lineage: Eukaryota; Fungi; Ascomycota; Eurotiomycetes; Eurotiales; Aspergillaceae. The transcript has 3 exons.
AUGCUGGUAUGGCUGUCGCGCUGCCUGCCGGGGUUCAGCAUUAUCGCGUUAACUGCGAUGCUGAUAUUUGCCUUCUCUGAUCUCCUGAAGUCAGCAUUGUGGAAAAGCCUCUUCCCUCCGUCGGAAGGUACUCCCUGGGAAGGACCAUGGAAAGGCCUCGGCAUAGCACAGAGCGUCUUUGUGGUCUACAACAUCUUUGUCCAUACACAGAUGUUUGCUUUCACCCUUCGCCUUGGCUGGUCAUUUACAAAUAUGAUCAAACAAACCCGUCAUGCCAUUCAAAGACGACCGUCCGAUGUCCCUAUUGCCCCGAUAGACCACAGAGACUCGGUCGACACCGAUUACUCGUUGUGGUCAUCCUCCGACAUUUCAGUUGCUAAGCCAGUCACUGUGGCUCAGGGGAAGUUCAGAACUCCAGAGUUGGUUCACGCCAUCAUUCUUCCCAACUAUUGUGAAGAUUUGCACACCCUGGAGACUACGCUGAGGGUAUUGGCAAGCCACCCAAGAGCCAAGACACAGUAUGAGAUAUAUCUUGCCAUGGAACAGAAGGAGGAGAACUCAAUUAUCAAGGCCACACAGUUGGUCUCUACAUUCGGAAAGUACUUCCUGGCUAUACAACCGACCUUUCAUCCCUCUGGAGUGCAAGGAGAGAUCGCAGGAAAGAGUUCAAAUGUGGCAUUCGCCGCCCGAAAGAUUGUGGAGGCUCAUCGUCUAGCUUUGCGAUCUGAAUCCUGCAAUGUCAUGGUUACUGUGAUGGAUGCGGAUACUCACCUGUCUCGCGAUUACUUCACGGAGAUCCGCCGGCUGCACUAUCACAACAUCACCGAAGCAGAUCAUUCAAUCUACUGCUGUCCGAUUAUUUUCGAUCGCAACUCCAAUGAGAGUCCAAUUCUAGUCCGAUGCGCAGAUCUGCUCUGGAGCUUCGCCGGGCUUUCCACAAUGUACCCAUACACGGUUAUUGCCAUCCCAACUUCGGUCUAUUCUCUCCCGUUGUCUUUGGCCGAGAAAGUAGGUGGAUGGGAUAGUGACCCCACAGCAAUCGGCGAAGACCUGCACAUGCUACUGAAGUGCUACUUCGAGACAGCCGGCCACCUAGUUUCACGCGUCGUCUACAUUCCAGCAAGUCAGUGCAAUGUCUCCAGUGAUAACGGUCGAGGAUGGCGACGAAAUGUGGAUACCUGCGUUGCCCGCUACUGCCAGGCUCUCCGACACAUGUGGGGCGCAUUAGAUUCGGGGUUCACAGCACGUCGAACAAUUGGCUAUCUCCGCUUUCAUCAGCGGUGCUUGUUCCUGCGUCCCCGCCACUUCGCUCUUCUCCAUCUUCUCUGGGAAGCCCAUUUCAUGCCUUGUCAUUUGACGAUCCUGAUGUUGUUUUCUGUGAUCUAUACUCUGUGGACACCUGCUGCGUCGCUACAUCCGACUUUGGCUUGGGCUUUCAGUUUCACCAACACCUUGCGCACGCUCUCUUUCGUCGGAAUGAACAUCUCUCUCAUUCUGUAUGAGCGCUGGCAUGCUAUUUGUCUUAACAGUCGCGUGCAGGAUAUGCACGAGGCCAAUAUCUCUGAUACGGGAUUUUCGCACCGUGUUUGGUACCGGCCACAGCACCUCUUUGAGAGACUCUGCUUCCCCAUCUCGGGUACUCUCUAUGGCGCAGUGCCUACCAUCCAUGCCGUUUUCUCGCACUUCUGGACCGAUCGCUUGGUCUAUCGCGUGAGUAAGAAGCCAACAUUCGUCUUAGAAGAGUUGGGCUUAUGA